Messenger RNA from Pieris brassicae (large cabbage white), 1431 nucleotides. RefSeq names its product N-terminal Xaa-Pro-Lys N-methyltransferase 1-A-like. The record is from RefSeq and is a predicted model, not a curated record. Lineage: Eukaryota; Metazoa; Arthropoda; Insecta; Lepidoptera; Pieridae. Gene Ontology annotation, biological process: rRNA modification; N-terminal protein amino acid methylation. The transcript is spliced from 2 exons. Gene Ontology annotation, molecular function: rRNA (adenine-N6,N6-)-dimethyltransferase activity; N-terminal protein N-methyltransferase activity. The coding region runs from base 45 to 692 and encodes 215 amino acids. Gene Ontology annotation, cellular component: cytoplasm.
UUUGACGUUAACAAAGACCAAACAAUUAAAACUUUUCUAAAGUUAUGUUCUACCAAAAAGCCGCAAAAUAUUGGGAAAAUGUUCCCUCCACUGUAGACGGUGUACUCGGAGGUUUUGGCUAUAUAACGGACAUUGAUAUUGAAGGUUCUAAGGAAUUUCUCAAUGAAAUAUUAUCUGUAAACAAACCUCCUGCACGGAACCGAGCAUUAGAUUGUGGAUCCGGAAUUGGCAGAGUUAGCAAAAACCUUUUACUGCCAUAUUUUGAUAAGGUAGAUUUGGUAGAGCAAGACGAAAAGUUUAUAAGGACGGCCAAACAAUUAAUUGGGGAUAAUUGCAGAUUAGGAACAUUCUACCAGACUGGAUUACAACUGUUUAAGCCGCAAGAAAGGUAUGACGUCAUCUGGUGCCAAUGGGUCCUUGGACAUCUGGACGAUUAUGAUUUAAUUAACUUUUUAGAGAGAUGUAGAGAUGCACUUCACAAAAAUGGAAUUAUAGUGGCCAAGGAAAAUGUAUCAAGUAAUGAAUUGGAGUAUGAUGAUGUUGAUUCGUCUGUAACACGCCCAAGUUAUUUGAUGCUCAAAAUUUUUGAUGAAGCCAACUUGAAGGUGAUAAAAACGAAGAUUCAAACUGGUUUUCCUGAUGAUAUCUAUCCAGUAUAUAUGUUUGCGUUGGAAUCAAAACUCGAAAAGUAAUCAAACUCGACAAUAAAUAAAUUUAUUAUUUUAAAAAUGUUUGUGGAAACCAAAAUUCUAUAUUAAUUAAUACUUUGUUACAAUGACAGAUUAAUCUGACAGUGGAGUAUAUAUUCUGCAUACUAUAUCUUUUGUAUUAAAAAUUUUACCUUAUAUAAAACAAAUAACUAGAUUAGAUUGUGUCUCCUACUACUACUGCUACCAAUAAUGAACUGUUGAUCUAAUCAACAGUAUGUUUUUUUACCAAAGUGAAAUAAAGGAAAAGAUGUAGUAGGCGGCCAAGUAAUUGUUAAGACCUACAAAGAACUAUUCAAAAGAAUGAUAAGAGAUUACCACGUAUUCGCAAAGUAACGGUCUGCGAAUUCAUAAUCAUAAUGAAAAAGGCUUAUCUAUGUAGUGUCGAAUCGUGUGCUGACUUCAUCACGAACUUGGAGACGUGCCAUAGUUGAGUGGAUUCACAGCGGUUACGAAAGUCAAUUUGAAGUUUUAAUUCAAUGCUGUUUCAAAUCGUAAAACUUAUUUGGCAAGUAGUUUUAAAGACAAAGAAAAAUUUAAGAGAAAGAUAUAUGAAAAGUGAAUGCAAUUCAAACAAUUCAAAGGCAGGCAGUUCACAGUAUGAGUAUAUAUAUGAGAGGUGGCAUCUCUAAACACAAAUAACACAUUGAAUGAACACAUUUUGGCACGAUCGCAGGAUUACCAUGCGACAUUAGGUUUGUUAAAUAAACAAAUUUUUAUUCUU